AGAGCAGAAGUGGAACUUGUCAACACGAGGCUGCACAGGCAGUGACCGCGGCCAGGAGCAGGAAAAUUCCUCGGACAUCGGCGACACUGUUAAAUAUUUAGUAAAAGGUGGCAAAAUCUGAGCGUUGACAUUCACAAUAGUUUAUAUGGGAAAGACUUCUGAAUGAGUGACAACUAUAGGAUUAAAAAGAACGUUUUCAGUUAAAUUCUACUGGAUUAAAAACUUAAAAUAAAAACUUCUCAACAUCUACUAAACUCGCAGUGUCUUUGAUAUGUCUACCGCUGGGAUGUCACCAGUCGCAUCUGGCCGACUGCCAGUUAUUCAACACCCACUGUCAAGACUCGGGGAUCCUGGGACCAUCUCCCUGAGAGGCUUCUCCAGAGACAGCUUCGGGAAACCUUUAGAUGAGGAGAACCAGCACGGGAGACCGCUGGCCCACGAGGAGAAACUGGGCCAUUCAAGCAGGCAACAGACCUCCAGGAACUACAAGUCGCUGCCGGAACCAGAGAGGGGAGUCCCGACCACCCCACCACCUCAUCACAUUCCCCCUGGAGUAGAAGUAACACCGGCCGUCGACUCCAGUAAAACUAGGCUUCCUAUAUUCGGACAGCGUGCUGAUUUAGGAAGCCGUGCUGAAAGCAGAGUGAGUCAAGCCAGUAGCAACGUCAGCAGUGUCUCCCGCCCAGGCACGCAGAUGAGACUCGAGGUGGAUGAGCUGGAACAUUUGCUGCGAGAAAAGAUGAAAUCUGGAGGAUUUUUCACCAUGAGGCAGCUAUUCAAAAACAAUGACCCUGAAGGAAAUGGGCAAGUGAGCAGGGAUGUGCUGCUCAUGAUACUCACCAAGUUCUUGGGACGAUUCAUCAGCUCAAAGCAGUUCCAGCAAUUACUGUUAAGGCUUCAUCUGUCUGAGAAGACCAUCAUCAAAUUUGAAGAGCUGUAUGCAGCAGUCAGGGAUCCAAUCAGUGAUGGAGCACCAACCUGGCUCAAUCCUGUCCAAAGGCUAACUGAAAAGAACUUUAUGACAGCUUCUCAAGUUCAUGCCCAGUUAAAGGAGAAGGCGAAACAAAGAUUCCUGGAGCUUGGUGAUUUGAUUCCCCAGAAGAAUCCUGGUGGAAGCAGCCGGAUUGUAGCCCCUGAGUUCCAGAAUAUGUUAAAUCAACUGGGCUUCUAUUUGCAAGAGGAAGAAUUUGAAAAACUCUGGAAAAGAUAUGAUAAAGAAGGACUCGGCAUUAUCAAGGGAGAAACCUUAAUGAAGCAGCUUGGCAUUGAUUUUCGGAACAAUUCUGCCACUCAUUUUGCAAAACAAGAUGAAAACUCAGAUAUCAUGGAAAGCUUGAUAAAACCAACAAGGACACUUUCAAAAGCAGAAGAAGAGCGGAAGGCCUCCAUAACCAUUGAAAAGUGGCUAAAGGACAAAUUUCGAGAAGGUUUUCGAAGCAUGAAGAAGGAGUUUGGAAAACUUGAUCCAGGAAAAACUGACAAGGUGACACAGGAGCAGUUUUUAUCUGUUUUGGAGGCCUUUGACUUACACAUGAAAAAGGAGCACCUGGGACUUUUUUUGGCAAGAUGUGGCCUGGAGAACAAACCAACAGUUAACUACGCUGAAUUUCUUCAGAAGUUCCAAGAUCGCAGUGAAAAGGGAAUCACACACAAUAUUCUCUCCAACCCUAAACACAAAUUUAACCAAGACGAGCAAAGUAACAGUGCCUCUACAGUAACAGCAAUUGAAGCUCGAUUGACAAACAUGUUUCAGUCUGACUUUUUGUCUCUCUUAGCCACAUUUCAUAAAAUUGACAAACUUGAAAGAGGUGUCAUCAGCCAACCAGAAUUCAGAGCGGCAAUUGAAAGCAGGUUCAGCCUGGAAAUCAGUGAUGAUGAGUUUGAGCUGCUGCUGGACAGAAUUCCUUUGGAUGAAGAUGGAAACGUCAUUUACCCACAGUUUAUGGCUAUAUUUGAUUCACGGAAAGGGGCCCCCAGCCUUUUUGAUGCUAAAACUGAAAUAAUGUCUGCAAUAUCAACCAGCAGCAUGGAGGAGAUAAAGAAAUCCUAUAAUAUGAAAACAGAGAAAUUAGACAACAGAAAUAUGAGAACGCCAGAACAGCUAUUCCACAUUAUUAAACGCCUUCUCAACAAACAGUAUCAAUCGAUUGAAAAACAAUUUGAAGACCUGGAUGAAAAAAAUACAAGGCGACUAACACAAGAAGUCAUGUACCAGCUUUUAAAACGAUUUGACAUCCAGCCUGAAGUUAGCCGGGGGGAGAUCCGAAGACUUUGGGAAACUUUGAUUACCAACCAAGACAAAACGCUCGAUUUCUUGGAGUUUGUGAGACAUUUUGGCUACUCUCCCAAAUCAGCUUGUUUUCCUAAUGCCAAGAUCAGUCCACCAAAGAAAGGAGAUGAUAAUUUCAGGCUCCGUUCCAAGAAGCUCAACUGCGCCUCAGAUAUCCUUGUUGAUAGUGUCCGUGCCAAGGUUGAGUAUCUGUUGGAUGACCUCCAGAAAGAAUUUGAGGACCUGGAUCCAUUCCAUACUGGUUUCGUCAGCAAAGCUGAGUUUAGAGACAUCCUCACAGAGCUCUGUGUGCAGCUCAAUGAGCAUGAAUGUAACAUGCUGGAGAAAAAGUUUGAAGUUAAUGGAGAUGGCCGUGUUUCCUACCAAGAAUUUCUGAAACCCUUUACUAUGCAGCGACAAAUGUGGAGAGGUGGGCCCAAUAUGGCAGGCAUUCUGCACCAUUCUUACAGGGAUGACAGUGAACAAUCCAGUGACAAUAAUGUCUCUGAUCUUGGGAUACUUACUUCACGGCUACGGAAUAAGCUUCAAGGAGAAUGGAAGAAUCUUCGUCGAGCUUUCAAGAAAUUAGACAGUGAUUCCAGUGGCUUUCUUUCCAUAGCAGAGUUUCGAUCAGUCAUGAAACUCUGCAACCUUCUUCUUGAUGAAGAUGAAGUCUAUCAUCUCAUGUCAAAGUAUGACCAAAACAUGGAUGGGAGAAUCAACUAUAAGAAAUUGCUGGAUGAUGCAUGCAAGAAACAAGCCAGCACUACUGAACAUGCUUAAUAAGCCACCUACAUGAAUUGAAACUUUUGUUUAAUUUUAUAAUGUACUAAUCCUCAAAUAAAACAUGAAA
Erpetoichthys calabaricus (reedfish) is the source of this 3122-nucleotide messenger RNA. Its product is annotated as EF-hand calcium-binding domain-containing protein 6. The transcript has 18 exons. The coding region runs from base 272 to 3052 and encodes 926 amino acids. Gene Ontology annotation, molecular function: calcium ion binding. Lineage: Eukaryota; Metazoa; Chordata; Cladistia; Polypteriformes; Polypteridae. The record is from RefSeq and is a predicted model, not a curated record.